Chinchilla lanigera (long-tailed chinchilla) is the source of this 2871-nucleotide messenger RNA. It is a transcript of the gene Dmgdh, whose product is annotated as dimethylglycine dehydrogenase. The record is from RefSeq and is a predicted model, not a curated record. Gene Ontology annotation, molecular function: oxidoreductase activity; protein binding. Gene Ontology annotation, cellular component: mitochondrion. Lineage: Eukaryota; Metazoa; Chordata; Mammalia; Rodentia; Chinchillidae.
AGAAGAAGGCCCGCCUUCAUCUGCAGAGACAAAAUGGAAAGACCACGCAGAGACGGUGAUCAUUGGGGGCGGCUGUGUGGGCGUGAGCCUGGCCUAUCACCUGGCCAAAGCCGGCAUGAGAGAUGUGGUCCUGCUGGAGAAGUCGGAGCUCACGGCCGGGUCUACCUGGCACGCAGCAGGUUUAACAACUUACUUUCAUCCUGGAAUAAACUUGAAGAAGAUACACUAUGACAGCAUCAAGCUUUAUGAGAAACUGGAGGAGGAAACUGGGCAGGUGGUAGGAUUCCAUCAGCCGGGAAGUAUCAGAAUUGCUACAACUCCUGUAAGGGUAGAUGAAUUUAAAUAUCAAAUGACGCGCACCGGCUGGCACGCUACAGAACAGUAUAUUAUUGGACCUGAAAAAAUCCAAGAGAUGUUUCCUUUACUUAACAUGGAUAAGAUUUUAGCUGGACUGUAUAACCCUGGAGAUGGUCACAUUGAUCCUUAUUCUCUGACGAUGGCCUUGGCUGCUGGGGCCAGGAAAUACGGGGCCCUUUUAAAAUACCCUGCCCCUGUGACUUCUCUGAAGCCCAGGUCGGAUGGAACAUGGGAUGUUGAAACCCCACAAGGAUCUCUGAGAGCAAACAGAAUUGUGAAUGCCGCAGGGUUUUGGGCUCGCGAAGUGGGUAAGAUGAUUGGCCUGGAACACCCUCUCAUCCCCGUCCAGCAUCAGUACGUGGUCACCUCCACCAUCCCAGAAGUGCAGGCUCUGAAGCGAGAGCUCCCUGUGCUCCGGGACCUGGAAGGGUCGUAUUACCUGCGCCAGGAACGGGAUGGGCUUCUGUUUGGACCCUACGAGAAUCAGGAGAGAAUGAAGGUCCAGGACACAUGGGUCACCAGCGGUGUUCCUCCAGGCUUUGGAAAGGAACUUUUCGAGUCUGACCUAGACCGAAUCAUGGAACAUGUACAAGUGGCCAUGGAGAUGGUUCCAGUCCUGCAAAAAGCCAACAUCAUCAAUGUGGUCAACGGCCCCAUCACCUACUCCCCUGACAUCCUGCCUCUGGUGGGCCCGCACCAGGGGCUCCGGAACUACUGGGUGGCUGUGGGCUUUGGGUAUGGCAUAAUCCACGCUGGCGGGGUAGGGAAGUACCUCAGUGACUGGAUCCUGCAGGGAGAGCCUCCUUUUGACCUGAUAGAACUGGAUCCCAACCGCUACGGCAAAUGGACCACAACUCAGUACACUGAGGCCAAAGCCAGAGAAUCCUACGGAUUCAACAACAUCGUUGGCUAUCCCAAGGAAGAGCGCUUCGCCGGGCGGCCCACGCAGCGCGUCAGUGGGCUCUAUGAGACCCUGGCGCCCAAGUGCUCCAUGGGCUUCCACGCGGGCUGGGAGCAGCCACACUGGUUCUACAGACCGGGCCAGGACACUCAGUACAGGCCAAGUUUUCGCCGCACAAACUGGUUUGAGCCGGUGGGCUAUGAGUAUAAACAAGUUAUGCAAAGAGUGGGGGUGAUUGACCUGACACCAUUCGGCAAGUUCACCAUCAAAGGCCGGGACUCUGCGAGGCUGCUGGACCAUCUCCUCGCCAAUGUCCUUCCCAAGGUGGGUUUUACAAACAUAAGCCACAUGUUGACGCCCAAAGGUCGUGUGUAUGCCGAGCUGACUGUCUCUCACCAAUCCCCUGGCGAAUUUCUGUUAAUAACUGGUUCUGGGUCCGAACUUCAUGAUCUUAGAUGGAUUGAAGAAGUAGCCACCAGAGGCAGAUACGAUGCUGAGAUCAGAAACGUAACCGAGGAGCUGGGUGUCCUUGGAGUUGCCGGGCCGCUUUCCAGAAGGGUCCUGCAGAAGCUGACCUCGGAAGACCUCAGCGAAGGAGCCUUUGCAUUUCUGCAAACCAAGUCCUUCAAGGUUUCCAGCAUUCCUGUCACUGCCAUCAGGAUAUCGUACACAGAUGAACUGUGAUACAAAUCCCUUGGAAGCCGGACUGGAUUAUUUUGUCAAGUUAAACAAGCCAGCAGACUUCAUAGGAAAGCAGGCACUGAAGCAGAUUAAAGCCGAGGGGCUGACACGGAGGCUGGUCUGCCUCACCUUGACAACGGACGAUGUGGACCCAGAGGGGAACGAAAGUGUCUGGUACCGUGGCAAGGUGGUCGGCAACACCACAUCUGGCAGCUAUAGCUACAGCAUCCAGAAGAGCCUGGCCUUUGCUUAUGUUCCUGUAGCACUAAGUGAAGUGGGGCAGCAAGUGGAAGUUGAACUACUGGGUAAAAAUUACCCUGCCACCAUCAUACAAGAACCCUUGGUACUGACAGAACCAGCUAGAAACCGACUCAAGAAAAAAGACAGAAAGGACAAAACUUGAGAAAGCUCUCAUGAAUCAGCCAAAUUCUAGUUACUAUAUGACUGUUCUUGAAAUUAUUAUAAUUGGUUCUCAAGGGGAAUAGAGGAUCUCAAGAAUUCAUUUAAAAAUCAUCGAGAAUCUAGACUUAGACACUUAAUAAAACCUUUCUCCUAAUUGUUUUCUAUGCAAAAUAGGAUAAUAAUUGAGUGAUUUACAUCAUUCUUUCAAUUGAAGAAACCUGAAGUGAAUUUUUUUAAAUUUCAUCUUGUUGUUUAUGAGAUCCAAUCAGCAAAAUGGUAAGUGUUUGCUAAUAUGCAGUCAUUAUUAUAACAAUUUAAAAACUUUAUAUAAUUUUAGAAACAUAGCAUAUAUUUCAUAACUAAAAACCAAUUAAUAAAUUUUCUUUUACAUAAAAACAAACACAAUACUACUGUUGGAUUUGUUUCAUUGAGAAAUCUUUCCCUAGGUGAAUAAGUAAUAAUUUUAAUUUUUUAUAAUGUAUCUAUGAUAAAAUAAUAAAGCCUUAUGUCAAUUUUCACUAACAUUUUUA